GUGUACUACUACUGUCUUCAUUAAUUAUUCGGCUGAAGAAUUAGUAGACGUUUGGAAGUGAUUGUCGUUUUAACUGUGCAACUAACGACGAGUACGAGUAACAAGAGCCAAGAUACAACUAGUUACGAAUCGAAAGCUGCUGAAAUAGAGACGCCCACAGGCAUAGACAUUUGAUUAUACUAAGUCGAAAUGGGGGCCACUUUUAAGCUGAGAGAAUUUGACGUGGAUCGGCCGAGUCACACAGAAGAAUUAUCCAACUGGAUUCUGAGAGUACGCUCGAAAAAAGUAAUUUGUCGCCGAAGCCGUAAACGCAACCUGAGAAUGGAGGCUGUCCUCACUUAUGCGCUGACAACGGCCGAAAGGGAAUUGCGCAGUAAACAGAUCCUAAGAUUUAAUAGGUGGCAGCAGGUCAAGGAUAAAUUAACCGUCGAUCACAAAGAUUGUACAAAUGGGGAGGACUUUUCAAGCAUAGGAUAUGAAAGACUCGAGGGAAAUGUCUGGAAGACGCCGUUGUGUUCAGAACUUAGUAGUUUGGAUAGCUUCAUGUCAAUGUUAAAGGAAAUUAAAGUUCCCCUGCAAAGAUGAUUCAACGGGAAGUGCUCAUUGGACACACAUUAUGAAGCCAAUCUCUAGCAUGACUGCAUCUAUACUUUUCAUGAUUGUAUAAAAGCCAAUUAGUUCUCAAAACCUCCAAUACACAAAUUGGAAUGAGACUUUAAGUAAGAGGGCCUUGUCUAAGGAGAUCCGAGAGCAGAGAAUAGAAGAGCCUAGGAAGGCGAACAUAACUCCAUCUUACUUUCCCGUACUUAACAGUACUCAGCAAAAGAAGAGAAUGAUCCAAGCUGAAAUGUUCCUGUGUAUAUCUGGAUAUUUUUUAAUUGCAGUCUCUCCGUUUGAGAUGACAAUGGAAUGGAGGGCAGAGAUGGCC
Athalia rosae (coleseed sawfly) is the source of this 928-nucleotide messenger RNA. RefSeq lists its product as uncharacterized. Lineage: Eukaryota; Metazoa; Arthropoda; Insecta; Hymenoptera; Athaliidae. Bases 190 to 585 code for a protein of 131 amino acids. The transcript has a single exon. The record is from RefSeq and is a predicted model, not a curated record.